CGCGCGGCGGCCGUGGAAACGGGACGGCGGCGGGGCCGGGCGGAUUGCUGUUGAGAAAAAUGACAGCUGGCUCUGUCUCAGUUCCUCAGGUCAUACCACUUCGAAUCCCUCUUCCAGGGAAGGCUAAACAUGAAAUAGACACAAAUACUCUCGUAGAAAUAAAAUCAGAUACACCUGAAGUCUCUAUUUAUUACACUUUAGAUGGAAGUAAACCAGAACUCAUUAGGAAACCUGGCUAUGGAGAGUGUAACACUUUUAAGUAUAAGGGUCCUAUCAUAUUACCAGUUGGGAAAAUAGUGGUCAAGGCACUAGCAGUUACAAAGGACUGCAGGAAGAGUACAGUCGUAACAAAGGUGUUUCUGGUAGAGUACAAGCAACCAAACAUCCUUGUUUCUGUUGAAGAUGAUGACAAGAAUUUUCUAAAAGAUAUAGCCGCACGGAAUAAGGAAGGUGGAAUGUUUACUACAAAAUCAAGGAAGAAUGGACUGAAUGUGGAAAUCAAGCCCGCCUGGGGUGAAACACCCCAAGACUUUCAAGAAAGAAAGACUUCUCAUAGAUCCCUCCAAGGACCACAGCUCCUUGCCAGUCAUUUGGGAACAACAGGGUACAGAAAAGAAUCUGUCUCAGCACCACCAACAGAAUCAUUACAGUUUGCAAGUUCUUCUGCAGUGACAAACCAGAAAAGCUUAGCAAGCACACAAGUGUCAAGGAUCCAGAGGGAAACAGAUUUCCUUAAAUGUGCACACUGUUCUGCACCUCGCCUGUCUAAUCCGUUGGCUCACUUCUGUCAGAAAUGUGGAUCUCCUAUCCCACCUGUGCCGGUACAUCGCUUCCCACUCCCUGAAGGAAGGCAGAUGGCACCAUGUCUUGAAUGCAGACAUCCUGUGCCAAUGAAUACACCCACUUGCAUUGUAUGUGAGUCACCAAUAGCUCCACAGCUGCAGCCCCAAAACAACACCUGCAUAAAGGGUAAAGUAAUUUGUCAGGUGUGUGGCACAAGAAAUCCUCUUCACCAUAAACACUGUGCAACUUGUGAAAGCAAACUGCCUGAAAUACAGACGCCCAUGUUUGGAGGAGACACCCCCCCACCUUACCACAGCCAGCAAAGGAAGACAGUUUUGUGCUCAAAAUGGCACCGUGUUAACCAGUGUGAUGCCCGUUUCUGUGACUGGUGUGGAGCCAAGGGAUGUGCACUUGAUCCUGGACCUCCUCCAUCCUACUUUGCUUGUUUCAAGUGUGGUACAAGCAACCAGCCAUACGCUCGCUUUUGCGUGUCCUGUGGUGUUUACAUAGAGCCCCCAUCAAGGCGAGGCUCUCCGAAAGGCAGUCUUAUGGAUCCUGGGGACUCACUGGGAUCUUCUGAAAUAAGACACGCAGCUGAACAAUUACAAGCUCAAUUUGCCUGGCAACCUCAUCCUGCUUCCAUGACCAAAUCAAGGCCAGAACUAACAGAAAGAGAAGAUAAAGGAACCCAAACCAUAGGACUUUUUUACCCGUCUAGCAAACAGUUGGAAAAGAAAGAGCUUGAGCUGAUUUCACAAAAAGAAAAGAUGGAAAAGAUGAGUGAUCAUAAGCCUCUCCUGACAGCCAUUAGUCCUGGAAAAGGUUACUGGAGAAAACAGCUGGAUCAUGUCUGUGCUCACCUUAGAAGCUAUGCUCAGAACAACCUUGAAUUCAGAGCACUGAUUGGAGAACCUCGAAUGGGAAAGAUUAAUUCUGCUACCAUCUGUGAGGAUGACUAUGAAGUCACUAUUACACUGAAUUAUGUUCUUGCUAUUAACAAGGUCAGUUCAGGGGAUGAGGCCUGUUGCAAAGAUGAUCGUAAUCUUUUCCAUUCAAGAGGCAAAAUAAAGAGAACAAAGUCAAGAACACUUACAGGACAAGAAGAUAAGCUCUCUCCAGAAUCCAGACAACUACUGGAUGAACUGGGUCCAAAUGGAAAAGGAAGAAUCACCUUUAUAGAACAGUUGCUCAGUGAAGGAGCUGACCCAAACUGCAUCAGCGACGAGGAUCAACCUGCUCUCACAGUUGCUGUCCUUAACAAGCACACAGAAGCAAUCUCCCUCCUUGUGCAGAAAGGUGCCGACAUAGACCAGCAGUCAGGACUGCACAACAACACAGCUCUCCAUGAGGCAGUUCUGCUUGGAUUGGAGGGACAGGAGAGCAUCCGAGUCCUGUUACGCUGCAGUGCAAACAUACAAAAGAAGAACGCAGAAGGGCAAUCAGCAUAUGAUUUGGCUGUUACAACUGGAAAUAAUGAGGUUAUUUCAUUGUCAAGUAAGGUCGGACAGAGAACAUUGAACAAACUUAUGAAACUCAGGAACAUUGGUGUUGUCAACGUGUUACUACAACCUUUUUCCCAAAAUAGAGCUGGAGGUUCCUUGACUUUGGGAGCAUGUAAUCAUGUGUGUUCAGUUCUGUCGCAAAAUUCACAACCCUGUACGAUCAGAUUGGGCCCUGUAACAGUCAGAUAUUUUCUCCAAGAUUCCCCCCAUUCCUUUCCAGCAGGUCAGAGCAGUUUCUGACUGAACUGCACUCUGUUUUGCAAA
Lepidothrix coronata (blue-crowned manakin) is the source of this 2549-nucleotide messenger RNA. RefSeq names its product double zinc ribbon and ankyrin repeat domains 1 (gene DZANK1). Gene Ontology annotation, molecular function: protein binding. The record is from RefSeq and is a predicted model, not a curated record. Gene Ontology annotation, biological process: eye photoreceptor cell development. NCBI's taxonomy places the organism in Eukaryota, Metazoa, Chordata, Aves, Passeriformes, Pipridae.